This is a messenger RNA of Erinaceus europaeus (western European hedgehog), 3051 nucleotides long. It is a transcript of the gene PPM1B, whose product is annotated as protein phosphatase, Mg2+/Mn2+ dependent 1B. The transcript has 6 exons. The record is from RefSeq and is a predicted model, not a curated record. Gene Ontology annotation, cellular component: nucleus; cytosol. Bases 239 to 1393 code for a protein of 384 amino acids. NCBI's taxonomy places the organism in Eukaryota, Metazoa, Chordata, Mammalia, Eulipotyphla, Erinaceidae. Gene Ontology annotation, biological process: positive regulation of canonical Wnt signaling pathway; protein dephosphorylation; positive regulation of canonical NF-kappaB signal transduction. Gene Ontology annotation, molecular function: manganese ion binding; protein serine/threonine phosphatase activity; magnesium ion binding.
UGGAAGGCGGGGCGGGGCGGGCGCUGUGCUCGAUGGCGGCGGGGCAGCCGGCGCUGUGAGCCGGGCGGCGGGCGGUCCGCGCUCCUGGGCCCGGCCGCUGGACGAUGCCCCGGGACGCAGCGGCGGCCGAGCGCAGCGGAGCGCGGGGCCCGGAGGCGUAGGAGCGGCCGAGACCGGGCUGUGAGGCGUGCAGUGCGCGGUGGGGCCUCCACGUCCUGCGCGCAGACGUCGGCUCACCAUGGGCGCCUUCCUGGAUAAGCCCAAGACGGAGAAGCACACAGCGCAUGGCGCGGGCAAUGGGCUGCGCUUCGGGCUGAGCAGCAUGCAAGGUUGGCGCGUGGAGAUGGAGGACGCGCACACUGCGGUGCUGGGCGUGCCGCCCGGCCUGGACGACUGGUCCUUCUUCGCAGUGUAUGACGGGCAUGCAGGCUCGAGAGUCGCCAACUACUGCGCGGCACACCUGUUGGAGCACAUCACUGCAGCAGAUGCCUUCCAUGGGGGCCCCGGAGCCCCUGAACCUCCAGCCGAGCACGUCAAGCAGGGCAUCCGAGCCGGCUUCCUGCAGAUAGACGCAGCCAUGCGUGACUUCGCCGACCUGCGCAACGGGCUGGACCGCAGUGGCUCCACAGCUGUGGGCGUGCUGGUGUCACCGCGCCACCUCUUCUUCAUCAACUGCGGGGACUCGCGUGCUGUGCUAUGGCGUGCAGGCCGCGUGUGCUUCUCCACGCAGGACCACAAGCCGUGUGACCCUCGCGAAAAGGAACGCAUCCAGCGCGCGGGUGGCAGUGUCAUGAUCCAGCGUGUCAAUGGCUCACUGGCUGUGUCCCGUGCGCUCGGUGACUACGACUACAAGUGCGUAGAUGGCAAGGGCCCCACCGAGCAGCUUGUGUCUCCCGAGCCAGAGGUUUUCGACGUGCCACGCGCCGAUGAUGACGGCUUUAUUGUGCUGGCCUGCGAUGGCAUCUGGGAUGUGAUGACCAAUGAGGAGCUCUGCGACUUUGUGCAGUCCCGCCUGCAGGUGUCAGAUGACCUGGAGAGCGUGUGUAACUGGGUGGUGGACACCUGUCUGCACAAGGGAAGUCGAGAUAACAUGAGCAUUGUACUAGUUUGCUUUUCCAACGCCCCCAGGGUCUCAGAUGAAGCCGUGAGGAAAGAUUUAGAGUUGGAUAAGUACUUGGAAUCCCGGGUGGAAGAGAUCAUGGAGAAGUCUGGAGAGGAAGGGAUGCCUGACCUUGCCCAUGUCAUGCGCAUCUUGUCUGCAGAAAACAUCUCAGAUUUGCCUCCUGGGGGAGGCCUUGCUGGCAAGCGCAGUGUUAUUGAAGCUGUUUAUAGUAGGCUGAAUCCACAUAGAGAAAGUGAUGGGGGUGCUGGAGAUCUGGAAGACCCAUGGUAGCCUUAUACACCUUCUAACAUGCUUUUGAUUCUGAAAAGUGGGGGAAAAACUUUUAAUCACAAUUUUCUUCAAUACAAGGGGAAAAUGUUCUUGUGGAUUCCCAACGUUGUGUGAUCUGAGCAGAAAUCCUUAGCGUUUCCCAUUAUUUGUCCACCUUUGUGUUUUCUGCCGUCACAGCUGUGGUGUGACCUGGACUGCAGUGUCUCGCCGCCUCAGGCAGGCUGGUCUGUUCCGAACUUUGGUUCCCAGAAACCAGUGGAGUGAUUCACCGCAGAUAACAAGUGUACCUGAGGUGUGUAGGGACAGCGUCAGCUGUGCUCUGAAGAUACAUUAUGGUCUUAUUUUUUCAUGACACACACACAACACAUAAGCAUGUGUGAGCAGAGGAUUGUGUGAGACGCUCCCUUUCUCAGCUCACCAAGGUGGAAGCCCUUUGCAGCUCUGUGGCUAGAAAUUUCACUCGAGCAAUUUCUUACAGGAUAUAUAUAUAUACAUAUACAUAUAUAUAUAUAUAAUUAAUUGUUAUUUAAUUUUUCCCAAUCUUAACCUGUAUUGCUAACUGGGUUCUCCAAUAAUGUCCAAACUGUAAUGUUGCCUGCUUCAAGAUAAAGUGCAUCUGGCAAUCACACAGAUUCUCCACAUGCACCAGCUACUUCUCAACUCUCCCUAGAAAAUCUUCUGAAACCAAAUGGAUUAAUUUAUGGCUAUUUAUAAUUUGCUUUGACAUCUCACUGCUGCAAACAUUUUUUUAAAUGAGGAGACUCGCCUUUAUAAUGUAAAUUGUGAUUUUUUUUUUUUUUGGUUUCAUAUGUGGGUUUCUUUCAAUUUUUCAGCUUUUAAGAUACAACUUUUGUGUAAUUCAGUAUAAUUUUUAAUUGUUUUAGUUAUUUUAAAAGCUCAGAAUAUCACAUUGAAAUGACUAUAAAUACAUUAUAAAUGAUCUAUUUUAGAUCUAAGGAAAUAUUACAGAGAUAUUUUCAUGGGUUCAGAAGCCUUUCACUUUAUACCUUGGGCACAGUACAGAGAGGCUGUCACAUAAGGUACUUGAAGAUUUAGUUCAAUUCUAUUUUUACAAUGACCUUGGAUUCUUGAAUUCUCUGGGUUUUGCAUGUAUUCACUUACUGCUGGACUCGAAGGGUAAAUGCUUAUCUCAGAGGCUUUUGGGGUGGGGAUGGUUGUGUCCACCUGCACACGGCUUCCAUGUUGUACGGCUUCGUGAGCCUCUCCUCAGCGUCUCUGUCCAGUCUCUGCGGGGUGUGGUCGCCCCUGUGUGUGGUCAGACCGAGUGUCACCUGGUCCUGUGUGAACUGGAAUUCCUGGUGUCUCCCUCGGCGUUUCCCUGAAGCUGUCCUGCAGAGUCGCACCCUCCCUCCUCCUGUGCGCCUGGGGUUUGGUCGAAAAGAAACCAUCGCCACAGUCUAUUAUUUAUUCUCUAGAGUGUAUAUUAAGAGUGCUUCACACGAUGGUGUUUAAAGCUCCCAUCCAUUUACUGGGCUUGGGAGUUGUUACAAGGCAGAGAAUGGGAUGUGCAGGACGGCUGUGUAGUGUCCACUCUGGUCCACCCUGUUCGCAGCACCUCCUGUGGUCUUGUGAUGUUUCAUACACUGCAGUGAACAUAACCAACUUGUUAACUAAAUAAAGAAUUGAUAAAAACAGUG